CAUGAGGCUAUGAAUCCUGUGGACAUCGUCUUGUCACUUAUCUGAGCUCCUCCAGAAAUCAUCAAUUUCUAGUACUAACAUUGCGUACGGCAUGGUACGGUAAGUCCUGAGUAUUUCAAUAAGUUACUUGGCAGAGUCUUCACAACACCACGCGGUUUGAAUCGUCGCAUUUUACCAUUAAAUAGGCUUAUCGGCGCGAGUUCCUGUUUACCGUGCCAACCUUGUUCUUCAAUGUGAAACGAAACGUCUUUGAGCAUUGAGAUCUUGAUGAAUUGCUUUCGCGUUCUAUUGAGUCUUUGUCCGCCUAUCAUGAGGCAAUGGCGUACCGUCUCAGAAGCCCCAGUCACAUUGGCAUAUUUCUCUUGAUUGUUCUUAUUUGCAUUUACCUAUAUGAUAAGCAGUCUAAGAAUUUACGAUCUUCAAUCUUUCAGUUGUCACCCAAUGAUCAGAAGCCUUCUGCAGAUAUCCUCCAGUCACUUUCACUGACAGAGGACCAAUGCCGGGCAGCUUUUCCAGGCUUGACGAAAGAGAUUGAUGAUGCAGUGGAUCGAGGUCCAUUUCCUCUGAAGAGACAGCCGGAUCACCGUACCGGGCUUGUGCAAGGAAGAAUAAAGGAUGGAAAGGUGUUCAUCAUUUCUGCGGACCCAAACCCGUCCAGGAAUAUGCUCCAGGUCCGUCACCUCUUCUUCCAGGAACGAACUUCAGUCUUGCACCAGAUUCACCGUGCUGUUACCACUUCUCCGACGCCUCUUCCGAACACUAUUUUCGCAUUCAAUAUACUCGAUACUCCAAUGAAUAACUCAUGGGCAUUCUCAAGAUCGAACGACCCUAGAAUUGAAAAAGGAAAUUAUUGGGUUAUGCCGCAUUUUAGUUUUUGGUCGUGGCCGGUUUCCUUUAUUGGAAGCGUCGAUCAAGCGUUGUCCAAAAUUGAUCGUAUCGAGAUGGAUAAACCUUGGAACGAGAAAAUUGACAAAGCGGUAUGGAGAGGAACGGGGUGGUUCAAUACUGUCGGUAACGAGGACUCGCGGCCAAGCUUGAUUCUGAAGGGUAAAGAUAAAGAAUGGGCAGAUAUAGAAGCUCUCAAUUGGACCACAAACGGCGACAGUGCCGAAAAUGCCAUCGGGAUAGAGGAUUUUUGCAAGUAUAAGUAUAUUGUUUAUACGGAGGGCAUAACCUACUCUGGGCGUCUACUUUUCCAUCAGGCGUGCGCUUCCGUUAUUCUCACACCACCGCCGACUUAUUUACUUCACCAAACUCACUUUAUGCGUCCCAUAUUCUCAAAAUCAUUCCUCCCGGCACGUGAAGUAUCAGCCAAAUUUGAAUAUGACUGGACAACUCGUUGGCCCAACACCUAUGGGCUAAGUGAAGCGAACAUCAUAUUCGUUGAACCCGACUGGUCAGACCUCGAGGAAACGAUCAUGUACUUGAGGAACCAUCCUGGGAUAGCAACUGGUAUUGCUGAAAGACAAAGGGAACUAUUCACAAGAUACUUGUCCCCAGCCUCUGAGGCUUGUUACUGGAGAGCUCUCAUACGUGGUUGGAGUAAGGUUGCUGAACCUGAUUAUGAAGAUGGCGGCUGGGCUAGAUUGGAUGCAGAAGGUGUUGAAGAUGGCGAAGGAAUGAGGUGGGAAACAUUCAGUUUACUUGGGAAAGUACCCCAGAACUGAAGCUCCUCGCGGAAAAUGGUAAUCUAUGUUUCGGGGUCAGGCAUAUCUUAUUUUAUGUAGACACGAUUCUAUCAUUUCACGAUUCAAGCUACCUUUCAUCACUUCGGUUCCCAUAGCGUCUCAAAAACAAAAACUUUGCAUCUCUGCUUAAUUACUAUGCUCGUGGUCUCAUCUUCUGAUUUUGUCCCUCAUUUAUUGUGAUUAUGAUCACCCAGCUUUUUUGGAAUUGCAGAUCGCGAACGAGUCUUAUAGAUUUCCUUUUUGAAACUCGAACACUCCGAUCAUGAAAGAAGCGGUGACUACAAUGAGGGAACCAGUUUACCUUUCAUGAGUGUACGAGUCUUGAUCUCAGAGCAGGGCACGCACCAAGUAACACUUACGCUAUUGAAUGCAAUUGCAUGUGCUAAAUAUUGACAGCGGAGUCAAUGAAGAUGCAGUCACUAAAACUAUUGGCACCCGGAUGUUCAGAAUGCUGACGGGCACAUACAAUUCAUAGAAUCACAAUGUUGACAAUUCAAUUAUGCGAGCAGUCUUUGCAUUCGUAUUCACUGCUUUUUUUCUGCAGCUGGGAAUUGCUCACAGCAAAGAUGCAACCCAGCAUACCUAUCCACGUCUAGUUGUCCCAAAUUUCCUGGUCAACCGCGCCAUAGAAUAACACUCAUAUUGUCUCGAGGCUACAAACGAAAUAAUGACAUAACACAGCUUCUACCAAGACGGGUGUCCGAUCACUAUGGAUAGCUUGAACGCCAGCACUUGUGUACAUUAUUUCUCAGCCACGUCUGACCGCUUUUCAAAUGCUUUGGCGCCAUUGGUUUACGUCUUUGUCGUUGCUUGCAGUGUACUUUUUGCUUUCUGUUUGAGCGAGCAUCCACUACUAUUUAAUAACGAGCAGGCAUAAGCAAGUAUGACGAUUGUGGUUGGUU
Botrytis byssoidea is the source of this 2590-nucleotide messenger RNA. RefSeq lists its product as uncharacterized. The record is from RefSeq and is a predicted model, not a curated record. Lineage: Eukaryota; Fungi; Ascomycota; Leotiomycetes; Helotiales; Sclerotiniaceae. The transcript is spliced from 3 exons. Bases 318 to 1667 code for a protein of 449 amino acids.